UGCUCAAAGACGCUGGUUUGGACUUUGAAUGCUUCCUCACUUAUUAGCUACAUAAGAGCCACAUUGUGAUUUCAGUCCUUUUUCCGAAUAAUUAUGUGAUAAUGUGAAUAUUAGGAAGGGGUAAGACAUCUGUAGCUUAAGGAAGAAAAUAUCGCCGUUUUAAGAAUGUAUAACCAGGCAGAUUUAUUUCGUAAUUCAUACUACCUGCACUUCACUCCAUGACCCCGUCGAGUCCAGGGACUGUCCACCAUGCCUGUGGCUGUGGACCUGUUGGACACAUGUCUACUCUUUCUCUUUGUAUUCUUUCUCAUUUUUUACCUUUUGAAAAACAAACAUCCACAUAAUUUUCCUCCGGGACCAUGGGGCAUGCCUUUACUUGGAAACGUUUCAAAUGCGUUGGACCAUCAUGCUAUAGAGAAGGUGUCUGAGAAAUAUGGAGAAAUAUUCAGUCUUAGAGUGGCUGGCGAGAAGAUUGUGCUGGUGGUAGGGUAUGAAUUGGUGAAGGAAGUUCUACUCACUCAAGGUCACAACUUUCUGGACCGUCUAGUCUCUCCUCUAUGUAAUGAAGUGUUUCAAAGGAAAGGCAUAUCUACAAGCAAUGGAUAUAGGUGGAGGAGGCAACGGCACUUUUUUGACUCUCAGUUGAACAAAUUUGGAGAGAGCAAAAGGAAACAGGAGUUCUAUAUUCAGCAAGAAUGCAUUUUUCUGUGUGAUGCCAUCGAAGAUGAGAUGGGAUGCCCCUUCAACCCACAUCUCAUUAUCAGCAGUGCAGUAGCUAAUGUCAUUGCAUCUUUGGUGUUUGGAAAGCGCUUUGAUUACGAGGACACUGAUUUCAGGAACCUUCUACACCUCAGUGCAGAAUCUACACUGUUGGCAGGUUCACCACUUGUCUGGCUUUAUGAUGCAUUCCCUUCACUUAUGAAGCAUUUCGAAGGACCACAUACCACGAUUUUGGCCAACUAUUCCAAACUUCUGGGCUUUCUGAAGAAGCAAAUUGAGAAGCACAAGAAAGAUUGGGAUCCAUUUAAUCACAGUGAUUUCACUGAUGUUUAUAUAGGAGAAAUAGAUAAGAGAAGGAAAGACACAGAUGCUGCCUUCACUGUGGACAAUUUGGCUCACUGUAUUCUGGACCUGUUUGAAACUGGGACAGGGCCCAUGACCAGUACCCUGCUCUGGAGUCUUCUCCUUAUGGCAAAACAUCCAGAAGUCCAGAAGAAUGUCCAGGCUGAAAUUGAUCGUGUGAUCAGAAAGUCCAGGCGGCCCUGCUUGAUGGACAGAGCCAGCAUGCCUUACACUGAGGCAGUGCUGCACGAAAUCCAGAGAGUGGGCAACGUCCUGCCUCUAGGUGUACCUCACAAGGCUUUCAGAGACACCACACUGGGCAAAUACUUUAUUCCUAAGGGCACUGUGGUUGUGACGAGUCUGGCGUCUGUGUUGAGUGAUAAAGGACAGUGGGAAAGACCACAAGAGUUUUAUCCCAAGCACUUCCUUGAUGACCAAGGCCAUUUUCGGAAGAGGGAGUUAUUUCUUCCUUUUUCAGCAGGAAAGAGAGCGUGUCUUGGAGAGAAUCUAGCACGCAUGGAGCUCUUUCUUUUCUUCACCUCGCUCCUCCAGCACUUUACCUUCUCCGCUCCCCAGGGCGUACAGCUAAAUGUGGAGGCCCAGGGAGCUUCAGCACGAUCCCCCAAACCUUUCCACAUCUGUGUGUCCUUACGCUGAAACACAGUGACUUUACUCACCUCAGAGGGACACUGCAGAAAAUGUUUGCUUUUUGCUUUUAAAGUCAUGUAUUGCUCACUUGCUCCUGGUCACAUGGCUGCUCACAUGAUUUCAGUAUUAUAACUUGUGUGUGACCCCUGCAUUUCUGAAAGGACUUUACUAAAGAUUACUAGGAGUGUAAUCCCACCCAUCACACCAAUUUUAACCAUGAAAACAAUGUAGUGUUCCAUUAAAUUACUUAAUGAACUGCAAGUGACAUUGUUUAAGCAUUCUGAGGAGCUAAGAUAAAUUCUGCUUUUAUUUAACAUUGAAAAUCUGUUGUUUUGUACAUCCUUGACAAGCAUCACAUGUCCACCUCUUCAUAUAAAUUGGAAAAACAUUUUUUUAAACAGAAAAUAUUGCAAUAUCCAGUUUACUGUUGAACAACUGACAUUAAAAAGUCUCUUCAUGAAAAGAAGCAGCAUGGCAGCAGUAUUUCACCCCAUCAAAGGGUUCUUCCACUGUUACGAUAUCAAGCUUAUAACAAAAGCAGAACCCUUUUUGGUGCUAUAUAGAACCAUAUACAACACAUUCUCCAUCAAAAUAUAGAACAAAUGUGUGUGUGUGUGUAGAUCGUACCCCUGGCAAU
This is a messenger RNA of Colossoma macropomum (tambaqui), 2347 nucleotides long. RefSeq names its product cytochrome P450 2J2-like. Gene Ontology annotation, biological process: xenobiotic metabolic process. Gene Ontology annotation, cellular component: cytoplasm; intracellular membrane-bounded organelle. The record is from RefSeq and is a predicted model, not a curated record. Bases 250 to 1719 code for a protein of 489 amino acids. Gene Ontology annotation, molecular function: heme binding; iron ion binding; oxidoreductase activity, acting on paired donors, with incorporation or reduction of molecular oxygen, reduced flavin or flavoprotein as one donor, and incorporation of one atom of oxygen. NCBI's taxonomy places the organism in Eukaryota, Metazoa, Chordata, Actinopteri, Characiformes, Serrasalmidae. The transcript is spliced from 9 exons.